AGAAAAUAAAAUGACAUGAUUAUGAAUUGAUACAAAAUGGACUCAGCAAUUGUUGCUUUUCACAGCAUAAGGGAUAACCUAAAGCUUAAAGGAAGACUAGGGUUGGACCAAGGUUUACCUGAGGACCCGGGAUCAGAGUUUGUUUCCGAGUACUCUCAGGAUUUCAACUCUGUGGACUCUGAUACGUGUAGGAAAGGAAUCCUAAAAGCUAGAUCAAAAUAUGUUCAGGAUACUCUAGUUAUACCUCCGGAAAUAUUGGAGAAAAUAUCUAACAAGGAUCAAUUCUUUCACUCGGGCAGAAAUACAAGAGCCCGAGAUUCUGGCUUUAAUUCUGAAUAUAACAGUUCUGUUCUAGCAAGUGAAAAGGGAAGCUGUGUGUACUAUCCUGAUCAAAACAGCAAUGCUUUCGAGAGUGAACAG
Eurytemora carolleeae is the source of this 420-nucleotide messenger RNA. RefSeq lists its product as uncharacterized. Lineage: Eukaryota; Metazoa; Arthropoda; Copepoda; Calanoida; Temoridae. The record is from RefSeq and is a predicted model, not a curated record.